Messenger RNA from Penicillium alfredii, 1533 nucleotides. Its product is annotated as putative MFS transporter. Lineage: Eukaryota; Fungi; Ascomycota; Eurotiomycetes; Eurotiales; Aspergillaceae. The coding region runs from base 1 to 1533 and encodes 510 amino acids. Gene Ontology annotation, biological process: transmembrane transport. The record is from RefSeq and is a predicted model, not a curated record. Gene Ontology annotation, cellular component: membrane. Gene Ontology annotation, molecular function: transmembrane transporter activity. The transcript is spliced from 2 exons.
AUGAAGGAAGACACGAAGAAAGACUCCAUCACUAAUACGGAUGAAAAGGACGUUCAGAUCGGCACCAUCACAGACCUCGAUGAGGGCGAAGUCUUUCUUCGUGAUCAUGGUUUCAGCCCAGCUGCUGUCCAAGGCUUGAUGGAUGAUCCCCGGCGCAACAGGGCGUUAGUUCGCAAGGUUGACCUCAUUCUACUGCCUCUCCUGGCAGGAACCUACGUCCUGCAGUACAUCGACAAGUCAGCCCUGGCCUACUCGGCCGUCUUUGACCUCCUGCCGUCAACAAAUAUGACCAGUGAUCAGUACAGCUGGCUGGCCAGUAUCUUCUACUUUGCAUACCUGGUUGCCGAAUACCCCUGGAAUAUUGUUGCACAGAAAACCAGGUUGGCAAAGGUGGUUUCGGGCAACGUGGUCGCCUGGGGCGCCAUGCUGAUGAUCACCGCUGCCUGCUCGUCGUUCACGGGCAUGGCUAUCUGUCGCUUUCUGCUCGGAGUGUUCGAGGCCCCAAUUACUCCAUGCUUUAUGAUGAUUGUGGGCAUGUGGUAUACCCGUGCACAGCAACCCUUUCGCGCCGGAGUGUUCUAUAGUUGCAACGGGCUCGGAGCAAUGCUUGGUGGGCUGUUGACCUUCGGAAUUGGCCAAAUUAAGACUAUUGCAGUAUGGAAGGCAAUUUACCUCAUUCUAGGAGGCAUCACUGUGUGCUGGGGCUUCGUCAUGCUGUUCCUCCUGCCGGACGACAUCAUCUACGCGAAGCGUUUCAAGCUGGAGGAUAAAGCCCUACUGAUCGGACGGGGUCGACUAGGCCGGACAGGCAUCAUCAACCACCAAAUCAAAUGGUAUCAGAUCCGCGAAGCGCUGCUUGACCCGCAAGUAUGGAUCCUAUUCCUGUUCACUCUCUUCAACGAGACCGUCAACGGCGGCGUUGCCAACUUCGGCAAGCUCAUCAUCAAGGGCGUGGCCCAUGACCCGCUCUCCACGGUUGCGCUAGGCAUUCCUAUGGGCGCGUUCCAGAUCUGCUUUAUAUUGUCGGGAACUUAUUUUGCUUCUCGUUUUCGAGAUUCUCGGACGAUCGUCAUGGUCGUGUACCUCAUUCCAACCAUCAUCGGCGUCUCCCUCAUGUGGAGACUCUCGCACGAUACCCACAAAGUUGGCGUGCUAUUCAGUUACUAUAUCAUUGGGGCUUAUGUCUGCUCUCUGGUCCUGGCGUUGCAGAUGCCUGCCACGAACUUGGGUGGCUAUACUAAGCGCUCCACCGGCGUAGCCUUGGUUUUUCUGGCGUACUGCGCGGGCAACAUCAUCGGACCGCAUGCAUUCCUUGCAAAGGAGGCUCCGAAGUAUCAGACCGGGUGCAAGGUCAUCCUUGCUUGUUCGUGCACACAGGCGGCGCUGGCUGUCUGUCUGCGAUUGUUGCUAGUUCGCCGAAACAAGCAGAGAGAUGCGAUGGCAGACGCAGGCCAAACUGAAGCUCUCUCGGAAAUGGAUGAGUUAGCUGAUCUCACAGACUUUGAGAACCCGAACUUCCGCUACGUUCUUUGA